This is a messenger RNA of Trichoplax adhaerens, 1275 nucleotides long. RefSeq lists its product as uncharacterized. The record is from RefSeq and is a predicted model, not a curated record. Bases 1 to 1275 code for a protein of 424 amino acids. Gene Ontology annotation, molecular function: tubulin-glutamic acid ligase activity; tubulin binding. Gene Ontology annotation, cellular component: cilium. The transcript has 12 exons. Gene Ontology annotation, biological process: protein polyglutamylation; microtubule cytoskeleton organization. Lineage: Eukaryota; Metazoa; Placozoa; Uniplacotomia; Trichoplacea; Trichoplacidae.
AUGGGGAUUAAUACUUCAGGAUGCAAAUAUGAUAGCGUACGUAGAGUAGCUCGUCGUUUCGGCUUGAAAGAAGUUGGCGAAGAUGAAGAUUGGUCGCUCUAUUGGACUGAUAGCUCAAUCGCUCUGGAACGUGUUUUGGAAAUGAAACGAUAUCAGAAAGUAAACCAUUUUCCUGGAAUGAGUGAAAUCUGUCGGAAAGAUUUAUUGGUCCGAAAUAUGAAUAGGCUAUAUAAAUUGUUUCCUGAGGAAUAUAAAAUUUAUCCUCGAUCUUGGUGUUUACCAGCAGAUUACAGCGAUUUAAUGGCUUACUCUAGAAGUAAAAAGAACAAGACUUACAUUAUCAAACCGGAAAAUAGCUGUCAAGGCAAAGGCAUCUAUUUGGUCAAGAAUAUUAAGGAUAUUAAGCCCAAUGAACAUGCAGUCUGUCAGCGUUAUAUCUCAAAGCCGAUGUUACUAGAUAGUUAUAAAUUUGAUCUGCGUGUCUACGUUCUCGUUACGUCUUGUGAUCCAUUAAGAAUAUUCGUCUAUGAAGAUGGUUUAGUUCGUCUAGCUACAACUAAAUAUAUUGAUCCUACUACCAAUAAUGUGGAUAAUACCUAUAUGCAUUUAACUAAUUAUGCCAUCAACAAGAAUAGCAAAGAUUUCAUUCGCGAUGAGGAAUCCGGUAGUAAAAGGAAACUGACAACGUUGAAUAAAUGGUUUAAGAAUAAUGGUUAUGACGUGGAUAAGAUAUGGAAGGAUAUCGAGGAUAUCAUUAUCAAAACUUUAAUUACUGCUCAUCCCAUCCUCGUCCAUAACUACAGAACUUGCUUUCCGAACCAUAAUAAGGGAUGUGCUUGCUUUGAAAUAUUAGGCUUUGACGUAAUCCUGGAUAAGAAAUUAAAACCAUGGCUAUUGGAAGUUAAUCAUUCUCCCAGCUUUCAUACGGAUCAUAAGCUGGAUAAAGAAGUUAAAGAAGGUCUUUUAUACGAAACACUUUGCCUGUUACAAUUAUCAUCAUCGGAUAAACGAAAGUGCAUUGAAGAAGAUAAACGAAAAAUCAAGGAACGUUUAUUCAAAAAGCAAAGCAGCUUUGGAGCCAAGCGAGAAGAAGCUGCCCAAAAUUAUGAAAAACAACAGAAAGUUUCUAAAGACUAUGAAGAUAAAAACUGCGUAGGAUACAGGCGAAUUUAUCCUGAAGGUAAUGUGGAAGAAUAUGAAAAAUAUUUUGUAGAAAGUGGCUCAUUAUUUCAAGAAACUGCUGCUUCACGAUCAAGAAGAGAAUUAGCCAAGUAA